AUGCCGCCGUUUGCAGGCGCGGUGCACGGGCCGGUGCUGACCCUGGUGUUUGGCUCGGCGGCGAGGCAGCAUGCGGCGCUCGCGCGCGCCGAGUGCUUCUACGAGUCGGAAAAGCAUGCGAAUACCUACCUGAACCUCGAGGAGGCGCGCGACGCACGCAUCUGCAAAGGGUACGAGGCGUUUAAUCUGCCCACGAGCGCCAUCGACGCGUGGCUCGCGGCGAUGCACGCCGCCGAAGGCGCGCAGGACGUCGAAGAGGGGCCGUGGUACCAGGGGCUGUGCACGCCCGAGGAGCAGGAGGUGCUCGCGUACCUCGACACGCUUGCGCCACGGCCGACGUACCUCGUCGCGGCGCUCGUGCAGAGCGCCGAGGUGGCCCUUGCGCACGAGCGCCUGCAUGCGCUCUACCAUCUCUCGGCGCCAUACCGCACGCUGCUGGACACGCUGUGGAACGACCUCUCCCGACCGGUGCGCGCCGCGAUCGAGUACGACCUCAAGAUGCGGGGGUACAAGGAGAGCGUGUGGCCCGACGAGCUCGGCGCAUACCUCGGCGUGCGUGUCACGCCAGCGACCAAGCGCGGCGAUCCGAGCCUCGAGUUUGGAAACAAGUGUGCGGACGAGUGCCGUGACGUGCGCCGCGUGCUCCUCGCCAAGACGCCGGCAUUUUGGCGCGAGGACGCUGGCGUGGACGAGGCGGCGCUCGAGCUCUCGCCUGCGUUUCUCGACGCGGCGCGCGCGGCGCUCGUGGUCAAGGCGCCUGCAGCGCCCAAACCGGCCAAAGGACAGCGCAAGCCGCGAAAAAAGUAG
Messenger RNA from Malassezia japonica, 807 nucleotides. It is a transcript of the gene EDC3, whose product is annotated as enhancer of mRNA decapping. Lineage: Eukaryota; Fungi; Basidiomycota; Malasseziomycetes; Malasseziales; Malasseziaceae. Bases 1 to 807 code for a protein of 268 amino acids. The transcript has a single exon. The record is from RefSeq and is a predicted model, not a curated record.